Molecule: messenger RNA, 1011 nt
Organism: Brassicogethes aeneus
Lineage: Eukaryota; Metazoa; Arthropoda; Insecta; Coleoptera; Nitidulidae
Source: the annotation of a GenBank genome assembly
AUGAACCCAAUAGAGGCACCACCAGCGAUAUUUUCAAUUACAAAAGACGAAGCGGCCGAAGACCGUUCGAUAUCGCGCAUAACUGACACAGUCAAGAAAAUCGUUUUCGACCAACAAGCCGUGCACACGAAAAAAGGGGACUAUCCGGUAAUCACGAAACACGAACCAGUCCAAAAGGAGAUGGACAGAAAGGCGUUCGAUGAUCUGAAACUAAAAUGUCAGCAUUUCGCGAAAUUAUUCAACACUACGAGGAUAAACGAUGCCAGAAUCGAAACACCGCAAAAAAACAGUAAACCCCUUUUUGAGCAGAGAAAACGUCCUAUUUAUGUCGCAAGUAGUACGACCACCACCACGGCAAAAAGUGGAUUUUAUAUCACUGCGAGUAGUACUAUUAAACCAGUACCCAGUAUAAGUACCAUCACUAGCACUACAACAAUAAACCCAAGUACAGUACCCACUGUAGCAGAAAGUACCACAGCUAAACCCCCAGCGGUAGUACCAAAAGUUCAAUACAUCCGUUUAGAACCAGUAAUUCUUCAAAAAACAAUUUUAAGUGAUGGUCGUACUGUUUACCUAUGGCACAAAAGUCUACCCAGCGCUUUACCGUUUACCAGCGCAAAUCUUCCAAAACAAGCAAUGUUCCCCAAAAACGACGAAAUGCCAAUGAGCACCGAAUCACCAACGACCGCAUCUUAUUCCAGAUUUGACUUUAGAAAUAUUUUUUCAUUCUACGGCUCACCUACUACUGAAGCGCCAAGUACGACCACCACCGCCACCACGAAUAAUGUACCACAUCUUUAUAACAAUCAAGUAAGAUUUGUAGUACCUGUACCUCUUGAUAAUAAUGUUAAGUACCCUUGGUACAACGGUUACAAUGACUUGUAUUACCAGAAAGAUGCAAGUCAGUUUAACGUUCCCUACCAACCUCCUUAUCAAGUAUUAAAAGCAGUACCUGUUGGUAUGAGGUAUCAGAAAUAUAAUGAACGGUUGGAUGAUGUUAAGUUAACUUAA